This is a messenger RNA of Geodia barretti, 1044 nucleotides long. Lineage: Eukaryota; Metazoa; Porifera; Demospongiae; Tetractinellida; Geodiidae. The record is from the annotation of a GenBank genome assembly.
GCGUAUCCAGAGCACUUUCGAGGCUGGCUGCUAAAGUGGACCAACUACAUCAAGGGCUACUGGAAGAGAUGGUUCGUCCUCUCCAAUGGACUCCUCUCCUACUACAGGUCCUAUCCCUUGUGUUCAUUUAGCUAUGAACCAGUGGACCCAAUAGUAGUUUGUGUACUAGCAAUGUUGUUUCAGCUGUGUGAUGUUCUAAGGGACAAGGGAUAUAUAUGCAUACUUAUACCGUUACAUAAAUAUGUGCACCUUUUACUUUCCUUGCCCUGUAAACCCAGGGCUCACGAGAUGUUUAUUCGUUGCCUUUGGUUAGUUCUUGAGCAGAGAUCAACCUUACUCUAUGAUGUUUCUCUUCCCAUUAUACCAGAGCCUCUUCCAGUGGUGGAGUUUGUGCUAGAGGAAGGAAUCAUGUCAGAUAACAACACCUUACUUGUGCCGAUGCUGCAUCUAGCAGUAUAAUGGCAAGAGUUAAUGGUUGUGCAUUGAUGUUUGUCUGCAGUGACGAUGAGGCAGUGAGACUGAUACAAAUGGAGCCUCCACAGAAGAAGACCAGUGGUCCAGUUAUCACAGAGGAAGGCACUACCCAGACUCUAGUACUGUCUGGACCACCAGAUGAUCAGUUAGAUGAUGAGAACGACCCUUUCACUUCCACUAAUACUGAGGGUGGCAGUGAGUUCCAACCAGUGGAGGUCAGUCGCUCAGUACUCACCAGACUACACAGGUCAGAGGUCAUGGUCAAGGAGUGGGGGGCUCCAAUUGGAAACCAGUACUACCGCUCCGUCUUGCCCGUCUUCCCCAUCUCCCUCUGUGGCUCCUGUAAUAAGAUGUUCUUGGCUGAUGACUAUGAGCUACAGGAACUGUGCAAAGGACACUGUCCUUUCUGUAUAUUAGGACCUCCAUUGACUCUCUAUAGUUGUUAAAUUGGCGAACGGGAGCGAGCUAACCUAGUGAGUCCAACGGCGCGAUUUCCUUUAUAUAUUUGUAACCGUACGUCUUCCACGCGCUUCUUUUUAUCCGAAAAACAUUUCUAAUUUUUACACCGUA